CCUUGUGCCGGCUUUCAUCGGUUGUAUCUGUAAAGCAGCAGACAUCGGUCCCGAUUGCAUUUUCUUGGCUCGUGAUUAACACCCCCACACUCUCACCCCCCUCUUACGCCAGUGUGAGCACGCCUCAUGGGUCGCAGCUGAAAGCCCUCUUUUCUCCGCUUAGAACCGUUCCAUUGUCCUCCUUCCUUCGCAAGGGGGCACCAACAGCCAGCUGAUAAGUACCGGGUCUUUUCUUUUUUUGUUACCCUUACUUCGAGUGUUAACACCAACGGUUGCUAAGAUGAUGAGAGGUAAUUGGGUAAUUGUAUUUUAUUCAUCACAAAAGUGAAAGGGUGAAAAAAGAAAGGAGAAAGAGUGAGUACGAGGAUUACGUUACAGAAGGACGAAAUUCCAGAUUUUCUGCAAUUGCAGUCAGUAUUUUUUUUGUUUAAUUUAAGAGACUUUCAGUGUAAAACAAACAAACCAGCGGUUUCUAACUGGAGAACUGAGAGAGUGGAUGGAGAGAGUGGGGGAAUUUAUGGGAAGGUGUAGUUCAGCGACACCCGGUGUGAGCUACAAGUGCUGAAGCAUCAUAUAGUGAAGAAGGGUGAUCAGGCUUCUGGUAGUCAAAACUAGCAGCCUCAGAAACCUAAUCAGCUGUGUCACUCCGAUCCAGUGGGAAGGAAGGAAUCCAGAAUAAUUGCAAUGGCCGGUGCUAUCACAGCUCGACUCUGCACAGCAUGCUAGAAAAGGGAGAGCUGCAACUUGUAGCUCUUGCACGGUGCACUCCCAGGGCUCUUUGGAAAUCAGCAGAAGCAGCCCUUACCAUGAGAGAAGGAUCACUGCAAGGCUGACAUAUGUCCACAAGUAUCAGGGUCGAGUGACAGCUAUAAAAAUAAUUUAAUCCACUUGGCUCGGUUUUGCUUAUGCUAGUGUGCGCGUCUGCACUUUCAGUAUCUACAUGCAGAACCAGGCAUCAGCAUGGAAAAGACGCAAAGCUGCUGAAGGUGCAUUUACAUUUCAGCUUCCAGCGCACGGUGAACACCAUCGGAGGAGCUGUUAAUUUAUUUAUUUAUUUAUUUUCCUUUUCCAAGUGCAAGAGAGGGAGAGAGCGCCAAAGCCUUCAUGGCUUGGGUGAAAGUGGAGAGUGGAAAGUGAGCGAUGGCUGCUUGCAGGAUCAGCAGGGAGGAGGACAGCAGAGCCCACACUACAGCACGUCUUUCUUCACCCUCUUGGAAGCUGCAAGCAGCAGGGCAGAGAGAUGCAAGGGGCUUCCUGUCGGGAUUACAAGCACUGCUGAUGGAUUCUUGAACUAGGAAGGGGACGAAAAAUACUAUUCCGCACUGGAUUGUGAUUGGAAAUCUAAUCAGAUCUUUGGCAAACAGAAAGGGGAAAGUUAACCAUCCGCGGUGCGAAUAAAAAGAAAUAACAGUCUGUGCAGCGUCGGUUUGCUUUAAGGAACAUUUUAGUUGGAGAAUAUGGGAAUGCAGAGCACGGAACUGACAGGCGGGUGUGUUUUGGGGUUGCGAGUCGAAAAUGGAUUUGAUUGAUGAGGUGGGGGAGGAAGAAGAUGAUGGCAGUGGUGGUGGCGUGUGGAAACAGGGAUGCAACCCGAGUGUUCCCAAAUAGGAAGACUUUUUGAUAUAUAUUUAUAUAUGAAAACUGAUAUUCUUUAGUAUAAUAUAUUUAGUAUCUCGGGGAAGAAGAAGAGGCAAAACUGGAAUGAGUAAAAGGGCAACGACGUGUCUGAGCUUGUGUGAAAGGUCAGCUGGUGAUGGGAAUAGAAAGAUUUUAACUCGAGACGCUUUAAAGGCUUUAAAAUAUUAUCAAACUGCAAAUCCUUCUCCCAAGCCCCGUUACCUUUAAAACAGAGGAACUUUAUUUUUAUAUUAAUGAUUCAUUCUCCACUUUGUGGAUACAAGCCUAUUGGUAAACCUAUGGAAAAAAGUUGAGCAAAAAAAUCUGAAAUCAGCAAAGCAUUUGCGCACUGAAAUUUGGGGUCUCAAGAGCUCCAGGAAUAACGGCGCUAUAGUGGAAUCACGGGCACCUGUAAAAUCAAUGGAACAUUUUACUCGUUUUUGUGGUGUUUUCCAUUGCUGGAUAGGGUCUGCUGUUUUCUGACUUAACAAGACUACAUCACAAUUCUGGGGAGGGUGAUCACCAGUGUACUGGAAAAGGGUUACCCAGAAGUGCGAGUUAAGUUGAAGAUUUGGCACAGUGUCCACAGAUUACUGGAACUACUGGAUCUCAAGAAGGACCAACUUCCAGUAAAUUAUGAAUGUUGAACAAGAUGACAUUACGUCCACAGCAGAUGAUGAUAGGUCCUAGGUUUAACAGGGCCCUAUUUGACCCCCUGCUUGUGGUGUUGUUGGCUCUUCAACUUCUUGUUGUAACUGGCUUUGUUAGAGCUCAGACCUGUCCUUCUGUCUGUUCCUGUACCAACCAGUUUAGUAAAGUGAUUUGUACAAGAAGAAGCUUAAGAGAAGUUCCUGAUGGUAUUUCCACCAACACACGAUACUUGAACCUUCAAGAUAACCAGAUCCACACUAUAAAAGUUGACAGUUUCAAGCAUCUGAGGCAUCUUGAAAUAUUGCAGCUAAGUAGGAACCACAUUAGGACAAUUGAAAUUGGAGCCUUUAAUGGCUUAGCUAACCUUAACACUUUGGAACUUUUUGACAAUCGUCUUACUACAAUUCCUAAUGGGGCAUUUGAAUAUUUGUCAAAACUGAAAGAACUUUGGCUGAGGAACAAUCCUAUUGAAAGUAUUCCUUCUUAUGCAUUUAAUCGGAUACCUUCCUUGAGAAGGUUGGAUUUAGGGGAGCUGAAGAGACUUUCUUAUAUCUCAGAAGGUGCUUUUGAAGGCCUAUCAAAUUUAAGGUAUUUAAAUCUUGGGAUGUGCAAUCUCAGAGACAUACCUAAUCUUACUCCACUUGUUAAACUGGAUGAGCUAGAACUUUCUGGUAACCACUUGGCUGUAAUUAGACCAGGUUCUUUCCAGGGUUUAACUCACCUUCAAAAACUGUGGAUGAUGCAUGCCCAAAUUCAGAUUAUUGAAAGGAAUGCCUUUGAUGACCUGCAGUCAUUGGUCGAACUCAAUCUGGCACACAACAACUUGUCAUUGCUGCCCCAUGACCUAUUCACACCACUUCAUCAUCUAGAGAGGGUUCACUUGCAUCAUAACCCAUGGAACUGUAACUGUGAUAUAUUGUGGCUCAGUUGGUGGUUAAAGGAAAUGGUACCUUCAAAUACAACAUGUUGUGCUCGCUGUCAUACACCUUCUAGUUUAAAGGGUAGAUAUAUUGGAGAAUUAGACCAGAACUAUUUUACAUGUUAUGCUCCUGUAAUAGUAGAACCCCCUGCAGACCUCAAUGUCACAGUUGGGAUGGCGGCUGAACUGAAAUGUCGAGCAUCUACUGCCUUAACGUCUGUAAGUUGGAUUACCCCCAAUGGAACAAUAAUGACUCAUGGAGCUUACAAAGUGCGAAUAUCUGUAUUAAAUGAUGGUACAUUAAAUUUCACUAAUGUAACUGUUCAGGAUACAGGGUUAUACACAUGCAUGGUGAGUAAUUCAGCUGGAAAUACAACAGCUUCAGCAACACUUAAUGUUACUGCAACAGAAAACACCAAUAUCUCAUUUUUUACAACUGUAACAGUAGAAACAGUGGAGCCUUCUCUAGAUGAAGCAAAAACCACUGAACUAAAUGUAGUACCCACACCAUCCAGCAGCUGGGAAAACCACAGUGUAACAACCUCUCUAAUACCACACAGCACAAGGUCAACAGACAGAACGUUCACCAUCCCCAUCACAGAUGACGGGAAAGAUGUCAUGCCCGGACUUGAUGAGGUCAUGAAAACAACAAAGAUAAUCAUUGGCUGUUUUGUGGCUAUUACGUUAAUGGCAGCAGUAAUGCUAAUAAUCUUUUACAAGAUGCGAAAGCAACACCACCGUCAGAACCAUCACGCCCCUACAAGGACUGUUGAGAUCAUUAACGUAGAUGAAGAGCUGACAGGAGACACACCAAUUGAAAGCCACCUGCCUUUGCCCACUCUUGAACAUGAACAUCUGAACCAUUACAAUUCUUAUAAAAAUCCUUUUAACCACACCUCAGCAGUAAAUACAAUAAAUGCAUUGCAUAGUUCAGUUCAUGAACCAUUACUGAUUCGGGUGAAUUCUAAAGACAAUGUACAAGAGACUCAAAUCUAAAUUAAAAAAGUGGGACAGAAGAAAAGACUUUUUUCAAAUGACACAGAGGACUAGGCUAAGACUACUAUUUCAAAAAGUGUCUUUACAGAAAUCAUAAGUUUAUUUAUUACAAAUUCUAUUGUGAGCUAACAUUUACAAUAAUGUGUAUUCCUCAAAACCUGUUUUCACAGUGCCCAAUAUAUAUAUAUAUAAAUAUAUUCAUAUAUAUCUAUAUAUUUUUCUCCCAUCACCAUAUUUUUUCAUAUAAUCCCCUAAACCUGUUCCUCACUCAGAGAAACUGGUUUAAGAAUUUUUGUUAAAAAAUUCUGUUUCACUUUGGGGUUUUUAUGGUGAUUCUAUUAGUGAAAUUAAGUAUUUUGUCUUUUUUUUUUUUUACUUCACAAACCCUUAAGAGAAGGACAGUAGGGAGUGCAGUAUUUGCAGUAAUUUUUUGUAAAGCAGUAAGCAUCACACACAUUUUAUUUUCCUAAAUCAAACUGCAUUUUUUUUAUUACCAGGAUAUCCAUUUUUGCAGGGACAAAAAUAAGAGGAGCAAGAAUGAAUUUCUAGUAAACACCUGCCAAGCUAUGAUCUUUUAAGCAAUUCUAGAAACAGAAUUUGUAGGUCAAAUGUUAAGUAAGAUUGCAAAUAAAAUAUUGUCGGUUUUCUGUAUUUGGAGUUGCCUUGCUGUCAUCCUGUCUUAUUUGAAAUAAGGGUUGAAAAUGCCACUGAAAUAAAUCUGUCGGGUAUGGACAUGCUCAAAAAUAAAUUAUGCAUUUGAGAAUUGUUGUACUUUGGUACAAAUGCAUACCAAGUCUGUUUCAGAUUAACUAAAUUUACUCAAAAGUUCAGAUUAUUAAUUAAAAAUUGUACUGUCAGUUGCAUUGAUUUUCAGUAAAUUCAGUCAGGUCUUCAUCUUCUGCUCUCAGUAUAUUAAUAUUUUGAAUAAUACAGUGGGGAACAUUAAAUAAGUAUACCUGUCCCCCACCAAGGGGACCUUCUUGACAAACUGAAAAGUAUAAGAUUAGGUUUAAGAAAACCCCAAUAUCAUCAGCAGAUUCGAAUGGAAAUACAGCCGAACUGGUCUUAGUACAUCAUAUGAGCAUACCAUUCAUUUUGAAUCCGAAAAAAAAGAAAAAAAAAACUGAUGCUCUUUCCUACCAAAUAACCAUCAGUUUAUUUUUAUAGUAAUGAUCAUUAAAAUAAUGAUGCACGUGUCUUGUCUAUAACAUACACAAAUACAUUUGUAAAUUAUAGGUUUAUUUUUAAUAAUGUAAAGAAAAGAUUAAUGCUAAAAGAAUCUGGGAUAUAGAAAGGGGAAGAGUAAAAUGUGUCACAUACAGGGGAGGAGCAAAAUGCAUCAACUUGAGUUUUUAUUUUUUUUAUUUGUUUUUUUUUUUUUCAUUUUUAAACUGAUCUGACCAGAAGAUGGCAUCAUUUUUAUGUCUCCUGAAAUAUGGUAUGUUAGAUUGUUCUCUGUAUGUUCACAUGCAGAAUAUCAUAUGAAAAAAUAUAUAUAUUUUUUCCUUUUGUCAUUAUCUGAGCUGUUUACAAACAUGGCCUGUGUAGCCUGGCGGAUCUGUUUGCAAUACUUGUAAGGCUACAGUUCAGCCAGAGUGUUUCCUCUCUGUGUCUGCCAGGAAGUCUGUGAGUGACAAAUUGUUCUUGUGAUAUAAAGCAAGUACUUUAAAUGGGGUGUCUUACAUUUCCUUUCAAAGGCUGUUUCAGAAUAAAAAAAAAAUAUUUUGAUGUACAGAUCCUUUUUAUGUAAAUGUGCAGUUAAUAAAAUUGCCAAAAAUA
Molecule: messenger RNA, 5962 nt
Organism: Protopterus annectens (West African lungfish)
Lineage: Eukaryota; Metazoa; Chordata; Ceratodontiformes; Protopteridae
Gene: LRRC4C
Product: leucine rich repeat containing 4C
Exons: 3
Coding region: 2258-4183 (641 amino acids)
Biological process (GO): modulation of chemical synaptic transmission; regulation of axonogenesis; synaptic membrane adhesion
Cellular component (GO): postsynaptic density membrane; plasma membrane; glutamatergic synapse
Molecular function (GO): cell-cell adhesion mediator activity
Source: RefSeq, a predicted model, not a curated record